This is a messenger RNA of Callorhinus ursinus (northern fur seal), 4501 nucleotides long. RefSeq names its product ribonuclease L (gene RNASEL). The record is from RefSeq and is a predicted model, not a curated record. Lineage: Eukaryota; Metazoa; Chordata; Mammalia; Carnivora; Otariidae. Gene Ontology annotation, biological process: defense response to virus; mRNA processing; protein phosphorylation. Gene Ontology annotation, molecular function: protein kinase activity; protein binding; RNA binding.
UUUAGCUUCCGGCCUUUGUCCUCACUCCUUGUCUCUCUCCGCCCCACCCCGCGGACUCAGUGAUCACAGAGAGGAAGUGCUUUGCUGCUCGCCCCGCGAUCUGACGAUUGAACGCUCUCCAAGGAAGAGCCGAGGCGCGUCUGAGUUUAGAAGCUCAUCUCCAGGUGGAAUGUUAGAAGACUCCAAGAGUAUUUCCUUCCUCAUAUUGCUGGUCUACAGCCAGAUAAUCUCUGUUUAACCUGAUAGUUCAAAGAGCUCCGUGUCUCUUUGAUCAAGUCCCAAGGAGAUAAGUUUGCAUUUUCUCAAAGGCACAGAGUUGUAGCCAGUGGUAAUUACCAUCAUGGAGACCAAGAGCCAUAACAGCCUUCAGGAGAGACCCACACCCUCCAGCAAUGAGGAGACAUCAGUGGAUGGCAAUAAGUUAAUCAAAGCUGUUAAAGAAGAAGACAUCAAGCUGGUCCAACAAUUCCUGGAAAGAGGGGCUGAUGUUAACUUCCAGGAUGAGUGGGGCUGGUCACCUUUGCAUAAUGCAGUACAAAGUUGCCAGGAGGACAUGGUGGAUCUUCUGCUUCGUCAUGGGGCUGACCCUUGUCUGAAGAAGAAGAAUGAGGCCACUCCAUUCAUCAUUGCUGGGAUUGUGGGAAAUGUGAAGCUGCUCAAACUUUUCCUUUCUAAAGGUGCGGAUGUCAAUGAGUUUGAUGCUAAUGGCUUCACAGCUUUCAUGGAAGCCGCUGUGAAUGGGAAGGAUAAAGCCUUAAAAUUCCUGUAUGAGAAUGGGGCAAAUGUGAAUUUGAGCCGAAAGACAAAGGAGGAUCAAAAGAGGCUUAGGAAAGGAGGGGCCACAGCUCUAAUGGAUGCUGCUGAAAAUGGACAUGUAGAUGUCUUGAAGAUCCUCCUUGAUGAGAUGGGAGCAGAUGUCAAAGCCUGUGACAAUAUGGGCAGAAAUGCUUUGAUCUAUGCAUUUAGGAAUUCUGAUGUUAGAAAUGUGGAGGGCAUCACUAGCCUUCUGCUGCAGCAUGGCGCUGAUGUCAAUGUGAGGGGAGAGAAAGGGAAGACACCCCUGAUCCUGGCAGUGGAAAAGGAGCACUUGGGUUUGGUGCAGAUGCUUCUGGAACAAGAACAUAUAGAGAUUAAUGAGACAGACAGUGAGGGCAAAACAGCACUUCUGUUGGCCGUCCAACUCAGACUGAAGGAAAUUGCUCAACUGUUAUGCAACAAAGGAGCCACCACGAACUGUGGGGAUCUUGUGAUGAUAGCGAGGCGCAACUAUGACAGUUCCCUUGUAAGGCUUCUUCUCUCUCAUGGGGCCAGAGAAGAUUGUCCCCCUCCCACUGAAGACUGGAAGCCUCAGAACUCACGCUGGGGGAAGGCCUUGGAACACCUCCACAGAAUAUACCGCCCUAUGAUUGGCAAACUCAAGAUCUUUAUUGAUGAAGAAUAUAAGAUUGCUGACACCUCUGAAGGGGGCAUCUACCUUGGGUUCUAUGAAGGGCAAGAAGUAGCUGUGAAACGAUUCUGUGAAGGCAGCACACAUGGACGACAGGAAGUCUCCUGUCUGCAGAGCUGCCGAGCAAACAGUGACUUGGUGACAUUCUACGGGACUGAGAGCUACAAGGACUGUCUGUAUGUGUGUCUUGCCCUCUGUGAGCAGACCCUGGAGGAACACUUGGCCAAGCACAGUGGGCAGGCUGUGGAAAACAAGGAAGAUGAGUUUGCCCGAAACACCCUCUUAUCUGUAUUUAAGGCUCUUGAAGAAUUACAUCUGCGGUCUGGAUACACUCACCAGGAUCUGUGCCCACAAAACAUCUUAAUAGAUUCCAAGAAUGCUGUUUGCCUGGCAGAUUUUGAUAAAAGCAUCAAGUGGACUGGAGAGCCGCAGGAAAUCAAGAGAGAUCUACAGGCCCUUGGUCAGCUAGUCCUAUAUGUGGUAAGGAAGGGAGAGCUCCCUUUUGAGACACUGAAGACUGAAAGUAAUGAAGAGGUGAUUCAACUUUCUCCAGAUGAGGAAACUCGGGACCUCAUUCAUCAACUGUUUAACCCUGGAGACAAUGUGCAGGGGCACCUGAGUGGCCUGCUGGGUCAUCCCUUCUUUUGGAGUUGGGAGAACCGCUAUAGGACCCUUAGGGAUGUGGGAAAUGAAUCUGACAUUAAAAAAGGAUUGCUUACAAGGAGGAUUGUCCAACUACUACAACCUGAAAAAUCUGAAUGUUCCAGUUUUGCCCAGUGGACUUCUAAGAUUGACAAAUAUGUUAUGAAAAAAAUGAAUAGGUUUUAUGAGAUAAACAAAAAAUUACCUUAUCAGGACACUGUGCAAGAUCUGCUAAAGUUCAUCCGGAAUCUGGGAGAACAUAUUAAUGAAGAAAAAAAUAAGGAGAUGAGGUUGAGAAUUGGAGAACCUUUCCAGUAUUUGCAGGAGAAUUUUCCCGAUCUGGUCAUGUAUGUCUAUAAGAAACUACAGAACACAGAAUACAGAAAGCAUUUCCCAAAAACUCACAAUCCAAACAAGCAUUGGCGUGAUGAAGGUCAGCCUUGAGUGGUGGCUGAGGUUUUUGCUUUCAGGGAGGCACUUACUUAGCUGUGUGAUCCUGGGCACAUCACAACUCUCUGGGCCUCUUAACUAACCUGGUUGCUUGCAAGGGUGAGUUAGAUAGUGGAUGUGUCAGGUCCUGGCACCAGUGCUCAGUAUUCCCCACAUGUUUAUAACCAAAAAAGUAUAUACUCCAACUACCCUCCUUGUCCUUCUUACAGGUAAAGCUUAGUGGCAGGAACUGGGUGGGGGGGCAUCCUGCUAAGAGUCCUCUUAUCAGUUGCACCGAAGGAGUGAGUGCUUAGACCUCUAAUGCUUGAUUAUCUCAUUUGGUUCUCCUAAUGACCUUGCAAGCUAGGGUUUGUUAUCUCCACAUAAGAACUGGCAGACUUGAGACUCAGACAGUUUGAACUACUUGCCCAAGAUCACACAAUUUUUACAGAGCACUGUAUAAAUGCAUGUUGUGUUAUUGUUAUUACUCACGUGGGUACUUUUGAACUUAAUUACCAGCCCAGGGAUCUUCUGGAUGGAUCCCAAAAGGAAUAUGUCAAGGGGACUCCAGGAAGCUCAUUCAUUCAUUGACUCCACUUAUUCAUUCAUUCAAUAUUUUUUGAGCACCUAGGAUAAGCCUAGGCACUAAUUGUAUGAAUUCCAUUCCUUCUAGAACCACCUGCACUGGUUUUCUAUGACCUUAUGGCAGUAGUUCUCAACUGGGGGCAGUUUUGCCCCUGAGGGGCCAUUUGGCAGUGUCCGGGAUGCUUUUGGUUUCAAAUCUAGAAGAUAAGGGGAUAUUAUUGGCAUCUGGUAGAUGGAGGUCAGGGAUGAUGCCAAACAUUCUACAGUGCACAGGAUAGCCCCCCACAACAUGAAAUUAUCCAGCCUAAAAUAGCAGUGGUACCAAGACUGCGAAACUCUGCCUUAAGGGAUCAGGACACCUUUGAACUGACUUGGGGCCCAGGACCAUGGAUUAUGUGGACCACCUCACAGAGGAGUGACUUGAAUUUGUUUUCUUGUUUUUGAAUUUGUAGUGAAACAAUUCCAGUGUCAACUCUCCAAGAAGUCCCCUGAGCACCCUCACUUUCCACACCCCAGUCCAAGUGUUCUCUCUGGCUCCCUAGCACCCACAGCCACAUCAGAGCAUGCUCCUUUCCACCUUUGCAUGCUUCUUCCCUACUGGACUGUAAGAGCUCAAGUGCCAAUGAGUUUUAUAUAUAUAUAUAUAUAAAAUGAGAUAUAUAUAUAUAUAAAAUGUAUCAUUAAUGCUUAGCAAAAAGUCUGCCACAUAAAUAUUCAUUGAAAAAUGAAUGAACCAUCUUCAUACAUGAAUAAUAAUGCUACCUUACAUUUUAAUGGUGCUUUAUAAUUUAUAAAUUACACCUACAUAUUUUCUCUUUUAGUUUUCAAAACAAUCCUGCAAGGUAAAUGCUGUUAUCCUCAUUUUGCAGAUGAGGAUAGAGGCAUGUUGAUUUGCUCUAAUACAUAGCUAGGAAGUAUCACUGUCUUGAUUUGAACAUAUUUUCUGGCAUUAAGUCUGAUGUAUUUUCCACUUAUCCUCGUUGUGGUGGUCAAGAUGGAGCUUUGUAAUGGGAGGAUCUGGGGAAAAAAAUAAACAAACAAAAAACUACAGUAUCUUAGGUUCUUUCUGAAGAGAAGGUAGCCUGAACCAGGCUUCAUUGACUUCAUUAAAGUCAAGAAGUGUUGGAAGUUAAACUAAACAAAAUUGACAUUAAUGUCUUCCGCUCUCACCUGUGAUUGCAUGGAUCAUUCUCUCCUUGCUAAAAAAAAAAAAAAAAAAAAAGGAAGUACUGGAAGAAAGAAACUUUAGGCUGUUCUAUAAGGUUUUAGAAGCAGGAAGAUUGCUUUAGGUUUUAAAAUUAAGUUUUGGUUUUUUGAUUUGUAGUAAGUACCUGGAUAUGUCAAUCAAAAUGCCCAUUUGUAAAGCAUAUUCAAUAAAACUUGGAAUUAUCUUAUUAA